CUCCAGGAAGAGGAAGAGAUCUUCCUCUCCAGUUCCCACCUGUGUGUCACUGAAGAGCAAUCAAUCCAUGAAUCCUCCUCCUAAAUUCAGUGAUGGACUAGUGACCUCUGACCCCAGAGAUGAUCAGACUGGAGACCAGGAUUCUCCUCAAGCAGUAGAUGAUGAACUACAGAGAGUCAAAGACCAGCUCAAAACCAGCAUGAAGAACAAGUAUGAGAGAUUAUUUGAGGGUCUGAAACUCCAGGAGAAUGAAACCCUCCUGAACAGGAUCUACACGCAGCUCUACAUCAUAGAGGGAGAGAGUGAAGGAGUAAAUGAACAACAUGAGGUUUUCCAGAUGGAGAAAACAGCCAGAACACAUCACUCACAAGACACUCCAAUCUACUGCAAUGACAUCUUUAAAGCCUCACCUGAACCAGGAUGUGAGGAGAAACACCAGAUCAAGACUGUUCUUACUAAAGGCAUCGCUGGAAUCGGAAAAACCGUCUCUGUGCAGAAGUUCAUUCUGGACUGGGCCGAGGGAAAAGACAAUCAGGAUGUAGAUUUCAUGUUUGUGCUUCCAUAUCGGGAGCUGAACUUGAUCCGAGAUCAUCAGUACAGUCUUCACAAACUUCUGCUGGACUUUCAUCCUGAACUCCAAGAUCUGGACUCAAAGAUUUAUGAGGAGAGUAAAGUUGUGUUCAUCUUUGAUGGUCUGGAUGAAAGCAGAAUCACACUGAUGUUUUCAGAUGCUCAGAAAGUUUCUGAUGUGACUGAGACUUCAUCAGUGGGUUUGUUGAUGUCAAACCUCAUGACAGGAGAGCUGCUUCCCUCUGCUCUCAUCUGGAUCACCUCCAGACCAGCAGCAGCCAAUCAGAUCCCCUCCAAAUACAUCAACCGUCUGACAGAGAUUCAGGGAUUCAAUGAGCCUCAGAAGGAGGAAUAUUUCAGGAAGAGAAUCAGUGACGAGCAUCAAGCCAGCAGAAUCAUCUCACACAUCAGAAGAGCAAGAAGCCUCCACAUCAUGUGCCACAUACCCGUCUUCUGCUGGAUAUCAUCCACUGUGCUUCAAAAGCUUCUGAAAGAAGAUCUGAGUGCAGAAAUCCCUCAAACUCUGACUGAAAUGUACAUCCACUUCCUGCUGAUGCAGAUCAACAUGAGGAAUCAGAAGUAUGAAGAGAAAGAUCCAGAGAAACUGCUGCAGUCCAACAGAGAAGUGAUUGUGAAACUUGCUGAAGUGGCUUUCAAACAGCUGAUGAAGGGCAAUGUGAUGUUCUAUGAGGAGGACCUGAGAGAGAGCGGCAUAGACGUCACUGACGCUUCAGUGUAUUCUGGGAUUUGUACUGAGAUCUUUAAGGAGGAAUCUGUGAUUCAUCAGAGGAAAGUCUACAGCUUCAUUCAUCUGAGCUUUCAGGAGUUUCUCGCUGCUUUCUAUCUGUUUUAUUUACAUGUGGUCAAGAACAAGGAACCACUGUAUGAAUACAGUUUUUACAGAUCUGAUAAAGACUCUCUGAAUGACCUACUAAGAUCAGCAGUAGAUAAAGCCCUUGAGAGUGAGAAUGGACAGCUGGAUCUGUUCCUGCGGUUCCUGCUGGGCAUCUCACUGGAGUCCAAUCAGAGACUCUUACAGGAUCUACUGACACACACAGAGAACAGCUCAGAGACCAUCAGAGAAACCACACAGUACAUUCAACAGAAGAUCAAGGAUGGACAUAAUCUCUCCGCUGAAAGAUCCAUCAAUCUGUUCCUCUGUCUGCUGGAGGUCAAAGAUCAGUCUCUGUCCAGAGAGAUUCAGGAGUUUGUGAAAUCAGACAAACAGUCAAAAGAGAAACUCUCUAUUGCUCAGUGCUCAACAAUUGCCUACAUGAUUCAGAUCUCAGAGGAGGUGCUGGAUGAGCUGAACCUCAUGAAAUACAACACAUCAGCUGAGGGGAGAAGAAGACUGAUACCAGCUGUGAUCAACUGCAGAAAAGCUCUAUUUUCUGGCUGUAAUCUCUCAGAUCAGCAUUGUGAAAUUGUGUCUUCAGCUCUACAAUCCUCAAACUCUGUCCUGAGAGAGCUGGACCUGAGUAACAAUGACCUACAGGACUCUGGUGUCAACUUCAUUUCUGAUGGACUGAAGAGUCCAAACUGUCAGCUGCAGAUACUGAGUCUGGCUGGCUGUAAUCUCUCCGAUCAGCAUUUUGAAAUUGUGUCUUCACCUCUACAAUCCUCAAAUUCUGUCCUGAGAGUGCUGGAUCUGAGUAACAAUGACCUACAGGACUCUGGUGUCAACUUCAUUUCUGAUGGACUGAAGAGUCCAAACUGUCAGCUGCAGAUACUGAGUCUUGCUGGCUGUAAUCUCUCAGAACAGCAUUGUGAAAUUGUGUCAUCAGCUCUACAGUCCUCAAACUCUGUCCUGAUAGAGCUGGAUCUGAGUAACAAUGACCUACAGGACUCUGGUGUCAGCUUCAUUUCUGAUGGACUGAAAAGUCCAAACUGUCAGCUGCAUAUACUGAGGUUGUCUGGCUGUAUGGUGACAGAGGAAGGCUGUGGUUAUGUGUCUUCAGCUCUGAGUUCAAACCCCUCACACCUCAGAGAGCUUGAUCUGAGCUACAAUCACCCAGGACAAUCAGGAGUGCAGCUGCUCAACCACAAACUGGAGGAUCCAAACUAUAAACUGCAGAUACUCAAUGUGGGACAUGGAGGAGAGGACAUGAUGACAGAAGGACUACGAAAGUAUUCCCAUCAGUUCACUCUGGAUCCAAACACAGUGAAUGAAAACCUCCGUUUGUCUGAGGGGAACAGAGUGAUUACUGACACUAACACAGUCCAGCCGUAUCCUGAUCAUCCAGACAGAUUUGAUUAUCAUCGUCAGGUAUUGUGUAGGGAGAGUGUGAGUGAUCGACGCUGUUACUGGGAGAUUGAGUGGAGUGGAGAUGAGGGUCAAGUGUUUAUAUCAGUGUCAUAUAAGAGCAUCAGCAGGAAGGGACGGGGUAAAGAGUAUGUGUUUGGACGUAAUGAUCAGUCCUGGAGUUUGUUCUGCUAUCACUCCGGUAACUCAUUCUUACACAAUAACACAGAGACUCAUCUGCCUUUAAUUACAAGCCCUAGAAUAGGAGUGUAUGUGGAUCCCAGUGCAGGAACUCUGUCCUUCUACAGCAUCUCUGGAGACACAAAGAAACACGUCCACACAGUCCAGACCACAUUCACUCAACCGCUCUAUCCUGGGUUUUGGGUUCAUACUGGAACAUCAGUGAAACUGUGUUGAUGACCAAGAAUAGAUUCUUGAGAGAUUCUACCAAUAAUAAUUUGAGCUGCAUGAUAAAUUACUAACAAUCAGAUGUUAUAGAAUCUCUUAUUUUCUCCUUAUGACAUUAAUACUACAGUUGAACUUCUGUCGUUGAAAUAACAGAACAAAUGUGUGUAAUAAAUCCUCAUAUAGACAGUGUUUGUGUGUACUGGUAAUCCCUACGUUAUGGAAUAUAAUAUAUAUAUAUAUAUAUAUAUAUAUAUAUAUACCAAAUGACCUCACAAGUAUAGUAAUACUAUAGUAAAUUUUAACCUGGCCUUUUUUCAGGUCCCCAUGAGGAAACAAUCUUAUAAAUCAUACAGAAUGAUUUUUUCUGAAAAUUUAAAAAUGCAGAAUGUUUUCUGUGAUGGGUUGGUUUAGGUAACUUUGUAUGUGAGGGAGAAAAUGCAUAUAAGCCUCAUUGUCCUCCAAGACUGUGUUUGUGUAUAGUGUUUCUUGGGGUUUUCUUGUGCAUCAACAAAAAGUUUUUGUGUAUUUGUUUUAGAGAUUGUUUUAUCAAUAAAUGUAGAGUGUUUCAAUUUG
Ctenopharyngodon idella (grass carp) is the source of this 3793-nucleotide messenger RNA. Its product is annotated as NACHT, LRR and PYD domains-containing protein 12-like. Gene Ontology annotation, molecular function: protein binding. The record is from RefSeq and is a predicted model, not a curated record. The transcript has 8 exons. The coding region runs from base 68 to 3229 and encodes 1053 amino acids. Lineage: Eukaryota; Metazoa; Chordata; Actinopteri; Cypriniformes; Xenocyprididae.